Molecule: messenger RNA, 9414 nt
Organism: Schistosoma turkestanicum
Lineage: Eukaryota; Metazoa; Platyhelminthes; Trematoda; Strigeidida; Schistosomatidae
Source: the annotation of a GenBank genome assembly
AUGGGUUUCGAGGGCAGUGAGUGUGGAGACGAUCCUCAGAAAGAAACCACGAGUGAUGGCCAGAAUCCUGAUCUCUCAGAUACCAAGGACUUACUAUCUCUCACCCAACCCUUACAAAAUUCCAAUGAUGUUUUUAUGCCUUGUUGUGUAUUUUGCGGAAUGAAUGGAAAUCUGAACCUUGGACAAGGCGAAUUGCUCAGAUUUCACACAAAAAUUGAAUUUUCAGAACCUCCUGCUUGGUACAGUGAUUUCAUCGCAAAGGUGAAGUUGAAGCAGGAAAAGUGUACAAAUAUAUUGGUUACAAAUCGUUCAACACACACUAACAGACGAAACCAACAUAGCAAAGUUGUUGUUGCAUGUUUUACACCUCUGGUGACAGAUUCCACGUCUUGCAAAGUAGGUCCGCAUGUAUCUCUAGAUGGAUGUCGGCGCAACAGGAACAAAAAUUCCUUUGGUUAUGAUGUCAAAAUGUCCCUCGCUGGGAUGCCGAAUGCUUAUUUUGAUUGCAAUGGCCGACCUUUUGGUCUAGUAGAAGAAUUGAAUUAUGUCGGUUGGCCUUCUGAAUCUAAUGAAGAUACUCUGAAGGUUUCCAAUCUGAUUGUUAGGUGUACUCCGCGUGAAGGCGAAGAGGGCGGUUGGAUUUACGCACACCAUUGUUGCGCGUCAUGGUCUAAUGGUGUUCAUUUCAAUGAUCAGAUGGUUCUUGAAGGUGUUGAGGAUGCAGCAACUGUUGCUGUUACUCGGAAAUGUUCUCUUUGUCUGCGUUAUGGAGCAAGUAUUUCUUGUCGUAUCAGAGACUGUGAAUCGUGUUUCCAUUUCAUUUGCGCAGCAGGAGCUGGUUGCUUGCAAGAUGUAGAAACAUUAGAGUUGUUAUGUCCGGUCCAUAUUUCAGAAGCACUUACAUCAAACUGUACAUCAAUUCAAUGUGGUCUCUGUGAGUCUCCAGGUGACCUCACAGAGCUUUUGUUCUGUACUAGUUGUGGUAGUCAUUAUCACUCUUCUUGCUUGGAACCACCUUUGCAACCAAAUCCUACAAUUCGCAUUGGGUGGCAGUGUGCAGAAUGCAAAACUUGUUUGAUUUGCAAUGAAAGUAAAGAUGAAAAUAAAAUGUUGGUAUGCGACGUGUGCGACAAGGGCUUUCACACUUAUUGUUUAAAGCCUCCUGUUUCUAGUAUUCCUAAAAACGGAUUCAGAUGUGAAAGAUGCCGUGUAUGUUCUGAUUGUGGAGGCGGACGUUCUUCUACUUUGAGUGGUUUGGAGGGACCAGUUGCUUUUAACAAUCAGCUCAAUCCAAAUGUCCGUUGGCAUAGUAACUAUACUCUAUGUGAUCGAUGCUUUCAUGCUCAUAAACGGCCGAAUUCAUGUUGUCCUGUAUGCGAACGAGCAUGGCGUUGCUCACUUCCGGUACCAGAGAAUUUGUACAGAAAUUCUAAUAGUACUUUUCUUGUCUGGCCUGGUAGUAGAUGUAGUCAAUGUCGUCGAAUGGUUCAUGCUGAGUGUGAUCCUUCCUCCUACCAAACUGUUUCACCUUCAUCUGCUGCGAGUGAAGAAACAAGUGGUUUUUAUGGUACCAAUUACGUCUGUCCUGUUUGUCGAGCUCGUGGUUCGACAACGCCGAGUGAGGCUGCAUCAACUACUGCUUCUUUACGCGCCAGCCCGGUUCUAGGAGCUGGAAAUAGCAGUAAUAGUGGUGCUGAUAUUAUGGAUGAAAAUUUCACUCAAGGAGGUCGGGACUUAUUAGAUGAUACAGUUCGUCAGUGUAUUGCAUCUGGUUCAUUAGUUUGUCCCGGUGCCAAUGGGAGUACAUCGGCAAAUACACCAUCAAGUUCAACCUCUAAUUCAACAACUCCAAAUACUGAACCCGGAAAGCAACAAAUCCACCUGAAUAAUCAAGAUUAUCCAGGGUCACCACGUGUACAUUGUAAAGUGAUGUCUAACAACAAGUUACCACUAACCAAUUCUACAACUAACAGACCAGCUACAGACCAACCCAUCAAUAGCAGUAGUGGACGUAGACGAGGAAAUAACCAAACUAGUGAUGCUAGUUUUACAAAAACUAAUUCAACAACCCGGUCCAACAAUGCAAACACUCAAUCAUUGUUUACUGGAACUACGAAAACUGGCGCUUUAAAACGAACUAGUUCUGCUACAGCAAAUAUUAGUAAAACUAGGAGAACAAAAACUCGGAAAAUUACUUCGUAUGAAUCCAAAGCCUCAGAGAAGGAUGAUCAUCCUAGUACAGUAGUAUUUUGUCGUGCAGAUGAUCAUUUCAUGUUGGAACAAGACAUAUGCAUUGCAUGUGGAUCAAUAGGUUUGGAUACUCCUUUGUUGGCUUGCUCCCAAUGUGGUCAGUGCUAUCAUUCUUUUUGUGCAGAAGUACCUAAAAUAACAAGAACUAUGAUUGAAAAAGGUUGGCGUUGUUUGGAUUGUACAGUAUGUGAAGGUUGUGGUGGAACAUCAAAUGAAAGUCUCCUACUUUUAUGUGAUGAUUGCAAUAUUAGCUUCCAUACCUAUUGUUUGGAUCCUCCGUUGAAAGAAGUACCGAAAGGUGGUUGGAAAUGUGCGGACUGUGUUGUAUGUACUAAUUGUGGUCAAAAAGAUCCUGGUCUUAAUGGAAAAUGGCACGCUAAUUAUUCUGUAUGUGCACCCUGUGCAUCACUCACCACUUGUCCCAUUUGCAAUUUGGCUUAUCGAGAGGAAGAGUUACUUGUCCGAUGUGCGUUAUGCAAUAGAUGGGCUCAUGCCAAUUGUGACCAGUUACGUACUGAAGAUGAAUUGGAAUUAGCCACUGAUCUAGGAUAUAACUGUCUUCUUUGUCGUGAACUGGGAGCUGAUAUUGGGACUGGGCAUGCUCAAGUAUUGGCUUACAGACAGGCAGCUAACGGGAAUCUCGCGGCUCUGGAGAACUUGAAAUUUGGCGAAAUUACUGAAAAUCUGUUUGCUGACAAAUUACCGUCUUCAUUAUUUCCAUACUCUUCCACUGGAGUUGCAUGUUUAACUCGUCCACAAGCAGAUGAUGAUAAUAGUUCAUCAGGUGAUACUCGUCAAUUUUUCAUGGAUGGUGUUGUACUAAGCGAGUGUGGCUUAAAUACCAUUAAACAAGCUCUACUUAAAAUCCAACCUAAACGUCAUACAAAUCAAAGGCGUCUAUCAGAUCAACAAAAUCAAUUAACCGCUGAUACAGGAUCUUGUUCUGUUGGUGACAGUACUCCAGUUGAACUAACUCCAUGCGGACCUCAUGGACAGUUUGAUGAAGAUGCUUCGCUGCAUUCUGGAGUAGACGGAGAAAACGAUUUAUCUAAUUAUCCUGAUUUGAAAUCUCCCAGUCUACAGUCAGAAGAGGAUGGCUGUAGUUCAUUACAAGAUGGCACACGUACUUCAUUAUGCAUCAGUCGUAAUAGUUCCGCCGGUUCUGUAUCAGCGAACGGAAAAACUGCCACAAGUCGUAAUCGACCAUUGAAAAAUCUUGGUAUUGGAGGUUUUCGAGCUAAACCUAAUCGUUGGUUGCAAACUAAAAAGAUACAACUUGCGGCCGCAUCUGAUCAGUUCGUUGGUCCUCUCACGUCUGACAAUAAACGUAAACGUCAGAACAAAAAGAAAUCUGAAUUGGAAGACAAUUAUCCUAAUUAUUUGAUGAAAGCUUUUUACGGAGAAUGUCUGCUUUCUGCUAAGAGAAAACCACUGAGAAAGAAAAAGCGCGUACGUCCAGUUAGCUCAUCACAGGAACCUGUAGUCGGUACCGAGUUUGUAAGUGGGAUCAAACAGAACAAAGGUGGAUUUUCUCUUUCUGUUCGUUCUUCUAAACUAACCAAAGGUGGAGCACACAUAAAAAAGUGUAAUGUUGCCCGUCUCGGAAGUCGACCCAAAUCAGAUGAUUGUAGUUUAGAUGGGGAAUGGAUAGAAUCAGGAUCGAGGGACGAAGAGUUUGAAAUUUGUGCUGAAGAGAUCGAUGAAGAUGAUGAUGUCGAUGAGGGUGAUGAAGAAUAUGAAGAGGAUGAUGACGUUGAUGAGGAUCUAUGCUAUUUUGAUGAACUCAAGGAUCUAGAAGAUGAAAUGGACAAUGAAGCAUUAGACAAUGAAGAAGAAGAAGAUUUAUCGGCUACAUUGAAUCCUGCUGCUCAUCAAUUAACUGAAAGAGUGUCGGAAAUAAAAAUGGCUGAAAGCUCUACUGAGUCGGAUAUACUAAAAACUCAAAAUGACAACGCCGAAAAUGUUAGUGUAGACGAAGGUGUUUCUCGUGAACCUUCCGUAGUUGACUUCAAUAAUAACAACCAUUCCAUACCGCCUAGAUCGUGUCAUCCAGUUAAUUCAAAUUCACAAGAUAACCUUCGCUUAACUUCAGCAGGCGUUAGUCAACCCAGCCCGAAGUCACAAAAUCUGGUUUCUUCUUUGGAUCAAUCUGUUGAUACUAUAUCAGUUGAAACAGCUGGUGUUACAAGUGUUGUACAUGCAUCAAAUAAAGAACUCAGUCCUCAUAUUGAUUUGUUGUCGGUGCAAUCACCCCAGGAACAGUCGACAGAAUUAUCUGUAACAACUAGCUUGGUCGGGCAAAAUGUUAAUUCAGUUACCCAGGCUACUACUCCAGCGGGUUUAAAUGAAGCUGCAGAUCUUAUGUUUAUGGAUGAUUACCUAUUUGGAUUUAGUGAUUUGGCUUCAACAGAUGAAACUGACUUAAAUGAUAUAACUCCUCAACAAGUAUCUUCAGAUCCUGUAACAGAUCGACUACAAGCUCUAAGUCCUUUGCCUGUAGGUCAUUCAAAGAAUCAGUUGAAGCAACCGGUGUCAAAUGAAAGUCCAGGUCAUGUGUCUUUUAUAUAUUCACAAAAUAAUCAAAAUUUACAGUCGUCUGAAAGAUUCGUCAUCUCUGAUAAAAUUGUCUACCAGUCACGCGUUUCGGAGCCCUUGAGAAUGGAAGAGACUAAUAGCUCGGACGGAACGUGUUUAAAGCAAUUCGUUGCACAGCAAGAUUUGAUAAGUUCGCCUUUUGACAAUCAAAAUCAACAAACUCAUCUUGGCUCUGCUAACAAACCUCAUUAUCAGAAAUCACCAUAUUUGGGUCAUCCCUCGACAGCUUAUUUGCAGGUUGAAGACCAGCGUCCUCGCAAUAUGCAGCGUGCUGUACCUCUAGAAUCACAACAGUCUCAUCUAGUUAUUCAGGAACAACAGGCCCGUAAAACUGGGGCACAGUCAGUUCAUGAUCCUUCUGAAAGAUCCCUAAACCAACUAGUUGACUCUGUCGAUGUCUGCCCGGCAAACAAUACUGUAUUAAAUGCAUAUGAUAUGCCUCCUCGAGAUACUCCUAGUGGUCAUGAUCUUGGAUCCUCACGAAAUGUCCCUGGACCUCAUCCGCGCCAUUGUGUAAAUACACUAACGGGUAAUCUGCCUGAAUUAUCAGUUAGUGAUAUUGAGACGCAGCUUGGACCUUCGAUUGGUUUUGAACUUAGUGAACCCAACUUAGCUGACGAUAGUCCAAAGUCAAUAAUAACAAAUGCUGUAUUUAGCAAUGAUUUGAGUACUACACCUCCACCCCCUGAAGUUUCUAUUCAACGCAUGUCACAACAACAACGGCAAAAUUUAGUUCAUUAUAAUCCUGAUUCAGUCCGUCAGUCAUAUUCCCAAUGUCCUGUAGAUCAAUACAGAGAAUAUCAAACAGGCAAUCAGUCAAUCAAUGUUCAACAGCCUCAGAUUCCUCGUUCUUCCCUCGUGACGGUUCCAAUACCCCAAAGUCAGGUUCGACCGAUUCAACAACAGCAUAUUGAUCCCCAGGGUGGUCGAGUACAGAUAAGAGGUUCACAGCCUUCAUACUUCUAUGCUCAAUUUGUUCCUGUCCCUGGACACGUGUUAACCCAACCCCAAAAACAACAACAUCAGCAACUUCAACGUCAGUCCAGUUCUCCCAUUGUUUUACAAAGCCCAGUUCCCCAAUCACCACAACAGCAUCUUUCAGUUGUUAGUGGUCAUGGCAAAUUCAUUCCACAACCUCUUCAACCCAAAUCUCCUAACCCAAUGACUCCUCCACCUCCACCGCCAUAUCCUUCUCAAGUAAUAAGACCUGGUAUGUGGCCACAACAACAACAACAGCAAUCUCAUUCUCGUUUAAUUUCAUCUAAUCAAGGGACUAUUAUGCUUUCUGCAACUGGACAGUGCCUCGUUCCUCAAGGUUCAAAUUCAGCACAAUUACUUAUGUCAUCUCCACAACCAAAUGUACCUAUUGAUACGCAGCAUCUUAUUCCGAUUUGUCAACAAAGCACUUCAGUUGAAUAUGUACAACGUCCAUGUGUAUCUCAUCCUAUGCACGGCUCAAGUGGACCUCAACGAACUCCACCAACACAACAAAUGAUUGUACAUGGUCAGGGUGGAUUACACAACCAGCCUGUACAUGUUUAUCAGACUGACCAUGUCACUUCACCUAAUUCUCGACAGUUUGCAGGCCAUCCUAACUCUUUGUCUCCUGGGGUUCUUCGUUUCAACAGUGGUUCUGAAGAGGUGAUUCUAAGAUGUUCUACUGAACUUCAAAAUCCUAAUAAUGUUAUUAAUCCUAAUCCUAUGAGAUCACCCAGUAUGGAAGGGAAUACUCAUCAUGUUGUUUUAAAUCGACCAAAUCAACAAAAUAUUUUACCUUGCACAGCAUCAAACAACGCACAGUUGUGUAUGACCAAUUCCAAUUCGAGUGUUUCCAGUUCAGCUAGUAGACGUAUUAAUUAUCAUAAAUGGGAAGAAGAUGAACGUUUAGGUGGUCAGUCAACAAUUGCUCCAGUGUUGCAUGCAAAUAUAUCGCAUCCUACACUGCGUGGCCAAUAUCCCGAAUUCACUGUUCGUGCGAAAGAAAUUAGCAAACUCUGGCGUAGGCUUUCGAGUGAAGAACGUGGAACUUGGGUGAUACAAGCUCGCAACAACCGAACUACAUUGCGUUCGAAUCAAACGAAUAUACCUACAACUAUGAGUUCCGUAGGGAUCGCUAAUUCAAUACCGCCUACGCAGCCGUAUUGCCAACCCAGUACACUAACCAAUCAAACAAUACCUUUACAAUCUGGUUCUGAUUUAUCUUAUCCUAUAGAAUCUCCUUCAACGUAUGCACGUCCGCAAAAUCGUACACCUCAUCAUAUUCAGUCGGAACAACAAAUAAAUGCGAAUUCACCACAACAAACAAAAGAGCUACAUAGGUCGUUAACCCCUGAAAUCACAAACAACAGUUAUAUCCCGGACCGUAUUCUGUCGUCUCAUUUAACUUCAAGUACUAAUAGUAGUGGCGAUUCUGUUAAUGUUCAUCAUCAGGCAAUAAACAAGCCUCCUUCAAAUCAGGGAUUGACGUUCUCUAACACCGAACAAAACAUAUCUGGUAACAUUCCACCUCAGCAACACCAACAAGUGAUCGGACUAACAACACCAUCACCAGUUUCUUCUUACAUGGCUUCACCUGUAAAUUCUAGACCUCCAUCUCGUCACCAAACAUCAUUACCACCACCUCCACCUAUUUGGCCUCCAUCAGGAAAUAUGAAUUCAUUGAACACAGGAUCUGCAAGUGUGAAUUCUCCUGGUAAUCUGAAACAACCAACACCGCCACCUGUUUGUUCGUCAAUGUCUCCUGCACCUAUAAGAUCACCUGCUUCAAUACAUGCUCCUACUCCAAACUCUUUUCAUAUUCCUCAUCCAUAUCCCCCACAUGGUGCAAGUUCACUAACUAGUCCAGCGCAGUCACCUGCUCCUCCACAGUCACCGUCUAAUAUAAACCAGUUAAUGAGGAGUAGCAACGCUGGAACGGUGACGGCGAUGUCUUCAUCACAUCCUUCUCCUGUCUCACAGUCGCUUCAUACAGUUAUACCUAGCGGUCAUCAUCUCACUUCUCAGAAUUUACUUCCAUCCGAAAGUCCAGUUAGUCGACAACAAAAUCAUUCUUUUGCUGCUUCGCAUCCUGCUACUCCUGGUACGCCGAAUAGUCAGUUAUGUGGUCCUGGGAACACGUUUUCUGCGCCUGCAACUCCUGGCGCUGGAACGUCGCCAGGUAAUGUUGGUAUGCUUUCUCAUUCUGGCCCGACAAAUCCAGGAAAUGUUUUUAUUGUGGGUAGUUCCGGAAUGCACGUCAGUAGGAUGUCAUCAGAAGGUGAUAUAUCUCAGUCUGUUUAUUCAACAAAUAUGCUUCCACAGUCCUUAACUAGUGAACAUGUUUCAUCCUCCUUACCAGUUGCUGUUGAGCAAGGCUCUUCUGUUAGCACUUAUGCUGGUUCUCAACAACAGUCUCAUGCACAACAAGGUAACUAUUCAAGUACGGAGUUGGAACGUCAGCGUCUUAAAGAAAUUCUAGCUAAACAAGUUCAUCAACGUCAAGUUCAACAUCAACAUCAUCAACAGCUCAUGCAACAACAACAACUUCAUAUUGCUCAACAGGAACAGGAACAUAUCAUGUCUCGUCAUUCUCUUUCGCAGCCCACUAGCGGACAGCAAGGCUCGGGACUUGUUUAUACGUCUAUGAACCAAUCUAGUGGCAACCUUGUCCACCAGCAACCCAACGAGUCCCACUGUCAACCAUAUGGAAACUAUAUUAAUACUCCAUUGUGGCAGCAGCAUACUUCAGUUCACGAUCCUUACCAUACAGUAUCGUCGCAAAAUCAACCUCACCAGCAGCAGUCAAUGAGACAUACUUAUUUUUCGCAGCAGGUUCCUGCUCAGCAUCCGACAGUGUUUUAUCAACAGUCACAAACUAGACCAGACCAAGUAUCACCUAGUGGGUCAAGAAUUUUGACACCAGCCACUCCUGGUAUUUCUUCGAUGAGUCCACAUGCUCCUGGUCAGUUUAUUUCCACUACUAACCCUCCCACCCAAGGUGAUUAUGUUGCUGCUCAAAACACUUCUGUAUCAAAAGUAACGCGGCUAGCUUAUCCAGAAAUGUCAGAAUUAGUUCACCAACCUCAAAUUGUUCCUGAAUCCUCGCCUAGUUAUGGGAUAAAUAACCAGGUUAUGAUUUCUACAAGCCGCAGCAAUCAACAAAUGUUACACCCUAACAAUAUGCAAGUUUAUCGUAGCAAUAUUCCUCAACGCAGUGAUCACCCAUCAUCAUUGAAUCCGUACCGUCAAAUGGACAACGUUACUCCAUCGUCAUUGAAUCCAGUAGAUAACCAUCUGAUUUCUGAUUUACCUCGGGCGCCAUCUGUAGCAUCUGGUCUAGAAGAGGUUGGUUUUGAACCUCCUAUCAUUGUUAGUCGUCUUGCUGCCAAAGAAAAACGAUAUGCACCAAUUAUUAAUGUCAAUCUACUUAGUGGUUCAACUUACCAAGCUGAGCAUACAAUUGAUCAACAACGUAUGAAUUUCGAUAAUACUGAUGGAUCAGCUGUUACUUCUGUGAGUGGUAGCGGUGAUGUGACGACGAGUUUCUCUUACAGAACAACCGAAGAUGUGAACAGACAACAACAUGACUGA